Messenger RNA from Paramecium sonneborni, 363 nucleotides. The record is from the annotation of a GenBank genome assembly. NCBI's taxonomy places the organism in Eukaryota, Ciliophora, Oligohymenophorea, Peniculida, Parameciidae.
AUGAUUAGAAAUCUAUGUGUUUUGGAGUAUGGCUAAGAUAACUAAUAAAAAAUUUAUUAUCCAUUUAAAGGUAUUUUAGGAUUUGUAAUCAAAUAAGGUUAAUAACUUAAUAUAAAUGAUUUUUAUUAAGAUGUAAGAUUCGAUUAAGAUUAAAAAUAAUAAACAAAAACAAAAUCAAUGAUGGCUUGUCCUAUUUAUGAAAAAGAAGAAAUAAUUGGAGAUAUUGUUAUAUCUUCAAUUUAACGGCAAUUUAAAAAAUAUGAUGAACUUCUUAUUUAAAUUAUUUCACAAAUGGCUGCAUUACACUUUUAUUAAUAUAGUUUUUAAGAAUAAAAUUCUAUGACUUGUGAGGCUUUAUAGUGA